GCCGGACUAACCGGUUGACUGUUUUUGGAUAAUUUCCAUUUUGUCUACCCGUUAAUCAAACAACUUUAUGGAAAAAUGGCUGCAACAAAUGACAUGGCAAUUUCAGCGAAGGGUGCAGGGUAAGAGGAAGUGGGACUCCUGUGUCAGAGUACUAGAAUGGCCAGUGAAGGCUCUACUAUUCUCAGUCCUGUGGUACGCCAGAUCGACAAGCAGUUCCUGAUCUGCAGCAUAUGUCUGGACCGGUACGAAAACCCCAAAGUUCUACCUUGCCUGCACACCUUCUGUGAGAGGUGCCUGCAGAACUACAUCCCAGCCCACAGCCUCACGCUGUCGUGUCCAGUGUGCCGCCAGACCUCCAUCCUGCCGGAGAAGGGUGUGGCGGCAUUGCAGAGUAACUUCUUCAUUACCAACCUUAUGGACGUGCUGCAACGACCACCAGAAACCUGCAGCCAGGAGGCCGCUGCUCUUGACACCAUCACCUCUGUGGUCACAGGCCAGUUGCUGUCCUGCCCCAACCAUGGAGGCAAUGUUAUGGAGUUUUACUGUCCACCAUGUGAGACGGCAAUGUGCGAGGAGUGUACAAGUGGCGAACACGCGGAGCACCCGACGGUGCCUCUCAAAGACGUGGUGGAGCAACACAAGGCCUCAUUACAAGAGCAGCUAGAUGCUGUCAAGAAAAGGCUGCCAGAGAUCGACUCAGCCCUGCACAUGCUGUCAGAGAUCCUGCAGCAGUUAACCAAUCAGAAGAGCUCUAUCGAGGACAUCAUCCAUGCCACCUUUGAUGAGCUGCAGAAGACCCUCAAUGUCCGCAAGAGUGUCCUGCUCAUGGAGCUGGAAGUCAACUAUGGCCUAAAACAGAAGGUGCUCCAAGCCCAACUGGAUACCCUACUGCAGGGCCAGGAGGGCAUCAACAGCAGCUGUAACUUCACGGAACAAGCCCUAAGCCACGGCACCGAGGCCGAGGUGCUCCUGGUAAAGAAGCAAAUGAGCGAGCGUCUCGGUGAACUGGCCAGCCAAGACCUCCCCCUUCAGCCGGGAGAGAACCACCAGCUGGACUUUCUUUUGGAGACGGAGGGCCUGAAGAAGUCCAUCCACAACCUGGGCACCAUUGUCACCACCAAUGCCGUGGCCUCUGAAACUGUGGCCACCGGCGAAGGGUUACGCCACUGUGUGGUGGGCUUACCCACCUCCAUCACCAUAACCACCAAGGACAAAGAUGGAGAACUGUGCAAGAUGGGCAAUGCUACCAUCACUGCUGAAAUCUCCACACCUGACGGUAGCACAGAUGACGGAGAGAUACUGGAUAAUAAAAAUGGCACUUAUGAGUAUCUGUUCACAGCUUCUAAAGAGGGCAGCUUCACUUUAUCACUGCGUUUGUAUGACCAACACAUUAAAGGGAGCCCUUUUAAGAUCAAGGCUACCAAGUCUUUGGAUGUGUCACCAACUUCGGACUGCAUGAAAAAGAGGCUGAAGUCACCGGGCAGUGGGCACAUCAAGCAGAAGGCCAUCAAGAGGCCAGCCAGUAUGUACAGCACAGGGAAGAGGAAAGAGAACCCCAUCGAGGACGACCUUAUCUUCAGAAUUGGUACAAAAGGAAGAAACAAAGGGGAGUUCACUAAUCUACAGGGAGUGGCUGCUUCUUCCCUGGGCAAGGUGCUGAUAGCAGACAGUAACAACCAGUGUGUCCAGGUUUUCUCCAACGACGGCCAGUUUAAGAGUCGUUUUGGUGUCCGGGGCAGAACUCCAGGUCAGUUGCAGCGGCCGACAGGUGUGGCCGUCCACCCGAGUGGCGACAUCAUGAUUGCUGACUAUGACAACAAGUGGGUCAGCAUCUUCUCAUGUGAAGGCAAAUUUAAGACCAAGAUUGGCUCAGGCAAGCUGAUGGGCCCCAAAGGUGUGUCAGUGGAUAGGAACGGCCACAUCAUCGUGGUUGACAACAAGGCCUGCUGUGUCUUCAUUUUUCAGCCAAACGGCAAGCUGGUCACCAAGUUUGGUAGCCGUGGUAACGGUGACAAGCAGUUUGCAGGUCCUCACUUUGCUGCUGUGAAUAACAACAAUGAGAUCAUUGUCACUGAUUUCCACAAUCACUCUGUCAAGGUAUUCAACACAGAGGGGGAGUUCUUGCUGAAGUUCGGCUCCAAUGGAGAGGGUAAUGGCCAAUUCAAUGCCCCCACGGGAGUGGCCGUGGAUGUCAAUGGCAACAUCAUAGUAGCAGAUUGGGGUAACAGCAGGAUACAGGUGUUCGAUGGCAGUGGUUCCUUCCUGUCCUAUAUCAACACGUCAGCUGAUCCACUCUACGGCCCUCAGGGACUGGCGCUUACCUCUGAUGGCCAUGUUGUGGUCGCUGACUCCGGCAAUCACUGCUUCAAAGUCUACCGCUACCUGCAGUAGUCCCUAUCCCUCAAUGCACAAACUGUACAUUUCUAUACAUACACUGCACAUCAUAUGUUCGGGGGGCACCUUACUUUUUUUUAUUUUCCAAGUAAUGUUUGGUAGAUUGGCCCCUGUUCCUCAGAAAGUCCAAAUGCCUUGAAUUUCUUUUUAACAUGAAAGCCAUUUACUAAUACUCUGUGUAUUAAUGCAACAUGCGGCUUCCUGUUCAUCCAAGUGUCUUCUUUGGUAUGAAGAGUAGAUUUUGCCUAAAUAAGGAUUUGACAGUUCUUUUGUGAAGCGUAUAUUAAAUAAAUACCUGAAGGGUUCAGCCACCUGAAAAGUCAUCACUGACAAGUGCUGACUACUAAGAAAGGUGUAAAAUGGGUAUCAUUAUUCCCAAAGUAGAACUUUUGUCAGUUGUUCCUUCAGUUCUGGUGCUUUUGCAAAGACGGCUGGGAAGCUUUAAACAGGUUUCUGUUGAAAAAUAUCAGUCUGUAGUUGUGUUAAGAGGAGAAGGUCAUUCUUGUUGACAAACGGCUAAGACACUAAAGAUUUCUUUGAACUAGGUUUUCUACUGCCCUCAGAAAAAUGAUGGUCCUGGCUCCCAUACAAAUGGAAAGAGAUGGAAGACCAAAAUGCACCGGUCCUCUUUAGUUUCUUAGCUAUUUGUUGAGAAGAAUGACCUUAACCUCUUAGCAUGACUACAGACUGACAUUUCAGGUGUCAGUCUUUGCAGGUAUUGUUUUUUUCUUACUUAAUUGAAACAUAACAGUGGAAAUCAAACAUUAUUAAGAAAAAAAAAAAA
Molecule: messenger RNA, 3178 nt
Organism: Lampris incognitus (smalleye Pacific opah)
Lineage: Eukaryota; Metazoa; Chordata; Actinopteri; Lampriformes; Lampridae
Gene: trim2a
Product: tripartite motif containing 2a
Exons: 12
Coding region: 157-2391 (744 amino acids)
Biological process (GO): negative regulation of translation; proteasome-mediated ubiquitin-dependent protein catabolic process; protein polyubiquitination
Molecular function (GO): translation repressor activity; ubiquitin protein ligase activity; protein binding
Source: RefSeq, a predicted model, not a curated record